UUCAGCUUUUUACCAUCUUCCCACUCACUCUAGCGAUGCUACUGUUUCUUUCUUCGUGUAUGUGGGUCAGCGCGGCUGCUCUGUUCCUCAGUACGCUUUGAGAAUUCGUAGAGUCAACUUGCGUUUACUACAAAUCUGUGAUCAUGGCGGAGCAAACGACUAUGGGUCAACUUGCCGCGGUACCAUGCGAAGAUGAGGAGGACAAGAGUCCUUUCCAAGCCAUAGUCUACGCGGUGGAGGAGCUUUUCCCUAAGGGUUGGCGAUCAUGGAAGGUUUUUGAUUACUCGUUCAAAGACGUUUUUGGAGAUGAAAUUUCUCAGAAUAUCGACGCUAAAGUGAGGUUCGCCAUACCCAUCACUGUGUUAGCAAGAGCGUUUGAUCUUUCAGCGCAGUCCGUGUCGGAAAGGCGCUUCAGGGCUAUCAAGUCGAGAGUUUUGAGAUGGCCUUUAGGGCGAGCUCUUCUAUACGCCCCCCAUAAUAUCAUGGAGAAGAUCCACGAACCGGACUAUCAAGCCUUCAUGGACACAGUAAAAGAAUUAAAACCUGCGUUAGUAAACAGGCAUAAGGCUUCAUGCCAGCUUCGGGGAGUAGAACCUGAUGGAUCAUUUGAUGACAGUGUUUCAUCUGUGAGUCAGAAGAGGCAUAGUACAAGCUCUUUAGACGAUCGGGCCGCGCCAAAACGGGUAAAAGCGCAAGAGGAUAGUAACCAAUUACUUGCAGCAGUUUUAAAUAAGCAAAUGGAAAUGUUCGAUAGGUUACUGAACGUGUCUACGGAGCAGAACGAAAACAUUAAAAAGUUACUUUCACAGACACAGGACUGCCCGAAGACAGAUAAAGGGCCUGACUUAAACGAGUCUUUUGAAUCGGUUCCAGACAGUACUAAUUCGGACGAAGAAAUGGAAACAGGCUUGUACUCCGCUGAAUCGAUAACUAAACGAAGUAUAACCUCCAACAGUCGGGAAUCCGUUCUUCGCGAUCAGAUUGUGGAAGCUCAGAGACAGCUUGCAGCCCUCCAAAGUGGAGAGGACAUAGAUGAUGAUACAAGGGAGGCCUAUACCUUUGCGCCCUUUACCAUCGAGAAGGAGCCGAAGAUCGCGAGGGCUGACCCAGACCUCCUGAAACAAGGUAUAGAGUGUCAGCGUUUUUGUCAAGAAAGUUGGCGUAACAUCAGGUACGCGGACACCCAAAAAAUGUUCCAGGCCAGCCCAGCGUUUUCCUGUUUGAAGACGAACAACAUUUUGGCAAGCGCAACGCCGAGCUACAAAUCAGUCAACAUCCUGGAAAAGUUUGACCUCACAUUGGGCGCUGUGACGAAUGGGCUUCUACAGCAGAGGAAAUGUUUCCAAGAGUUACUGGACAAGUUGCCAAGGGAGACGAGACAUCAGGUCGGAAAAUACUUUUUAGCUGCUGACUCAAACUUCCGUAAAGUAUCCGAUAACCUCUUGCAAUACGUCUGCGGACGUCGUGCAGAGGUAAUCCAACAACGGCGAGAGUCAUACCGGCCUACCAAUAAGGUGCUGAAGCAAAUCCUGCACGACAUUCCACCUUCUGAGACGCACUUGUUUAUGGACAAGACACUUACGGAAGUGAUAAAGGAACAAGGCGGUAUAUACAAAUUUUUUCCCGCCAGAAAGAAAUUUUCGUCACCUACUAACAAAUCUGGUCAUGAUUGGUCCGGUAAAAGGGAGAACCCAAAGCCGAGCUCCAACCCCAACGCGAAGGGAAAGAGGCCGAACAACAACUACGGCCAGAAGUGGAACACCGCGAGUAAGGGAAAGAGCGGACAGUCCACUGGAAGAACACAAAACCAACAAUUCAAGAAAAAGGGGGAAGAGGACCGAAAGUGACGGUUUCGAAGCGGGUCGCCUUGCAAAAUACGCAAACAGCUGGUUUCAGGCGCCCUCAAGUAUAUUAAAUAUUAUAAAAGGAUACAGGAUUCCGUUUCGUAUAAAACCUCCGACAAAGAGUCUUUCAAGAAGAGAUCUGUUAAAAUUUCAGACAAGGUCUUGCCCAGAAAUGACAUCCGAGAUAAAGAAAAUGCUCAAGUCAUCCGCAAUAGAACCCACGGACGAAAAUCGGGGCUUCUUGUCCACCUUUUUUCUAAGAAAAAAGGCAGACGGGACAAACAGACCCAUAUUCAAUCUAAAGAGGUUAAACCAUUACGUAAACGUGCCAAAGUUCCGUCUGCUGAACCAUCAAAAGAUACCCUCACACUUAGAACCAUGCGACUUCAUGAUGAAAAUAGACAUCUCAAAAGCUUAUUUUCACGUUCCGAUCAUACGGAGCCAUCGACGUUUCCUAUCGUUGGCAUACGAAGGGAAAAUGUACCGAAUGACUUGUCUUCCGUUUGGACUAGCCAGCGCACCAGCGGCAUUUGCAAAGAUCACGAACUGGAUUGCCCACGAACUCAGACAAAAAGGUCUAAGGAUUGUGGUUUACUUAGACGACUUUCUGCUCAUGCACAAAGACUAUCAAACUCUAGAGAACCAAGCAGAGUGUGCCUUAAAAUACUUAGAGAAAAUGGGAUGGCAAGUAAACUUCGGAAAAUCUUCGGCAACACCAACCAAGGAGUUGGAAUAUUUGGGAAUCACUUGGAACACGGACAAGAACCGGAAGGCACUAGGUGCCCCAAAAAUAGAACAAUUAUCGAAAAACUUAAGCGGGCUAAUCAAAACAGGUCACUGGAGUUGGCACGAUGCGAAAGUAAUACUAGGCAAGCUAAACUUUGCGUCGUUUGUAGUGCCUCUGGGACGUUUACACUGCAGAAUCCUGCACAGAGUGUCCAACCGCCUACCCAAGAGCAAACCGCAUAUGAAGUUCCUGAUCCCAGAAGCUGCCCGGCUAGAGUUAGAAUGGUGGUUGGAGAACGUUCACCAGGAAACACCGAUCUUCUAUCCUUCUCCGACAAUGUUCAUAACAACGGAUGCGGCAGACAAGGGUUGGGGAGCAACAGCAAAUGGCCGAAAGUUUUGGGGCUAUUGGUCUCCGAGUCAACGAAAGUGGCACAGCAACCAAAAAGAACUUUGGACGGUAUACGAAGUUCUAAAACGGCUGGAAUCGGAUCUAAAAGGACGAUCAGUGACUUUACAGACGGACAACCGUACGAGCGUGGCCUACAUAAUGAAACAAGGGGGUACGAGAUCCCUAACUCUUCUUCGAACAACGGAGAAAAUUCUAAACCUUUGUCAGAGCUUACAAUGUCACUUAACAGCCCGUUACAUACCAGGUCAGUACAAUGGGAUAGCCGACGGUCUAUCGAGGGCAAAGGGUCUACCGGAGUGGCAUCUCCGCGAAGCAGCAGUAGAAAUGAUCUUCCAGAUUCUAGGUCGGCCCGAGAUAGACUUAUUUGCAUCGGAGAAGUCUGCGGUGGUACCAGCCUAUGUCAGCGAAGACGCUGCAGACACGGGCAGCCAGUUUACCGACGCAUUCAGCAGGACGUGGCAGUACAAGUUGGGUUGGAUUUUUCCACCACCUGCGUUAAUUCCUCAAGUUCUUCGGCACCUGAAGUUAUGCAAAGGUCAGUACCUCCUGGUAACCCCAAUAUGGAACAGGGCGUUUUGGGAACCGGAGCUACGGAAGAGAGCGCUAGGACCCCCGUUCAGAAUCCCAAACCUUCAAUCCUACCUAGUCGAUCUGCAGACCAACCGACCUCCCCCGGGGAUAGACCAACUGAAUUUGGUGGUAUGGAAGGUUCAGGCUGGAUAGAUCACGUGAAUGGUUGGUCAGAACGAGAGGUCCAUUUACUUAAAUCAGCUUGGAGAUCUUCUUCUUUAAAAACCUAUAGAGCUGUUUGGGCUAAAUGGCGCAAUUGGGCUUUACUUAACAAUGUUACAGUCAGUAAUCCGAGUCCUCAAUCACUAGCGAAGUAUUUAUGCUUUCUUUUCAACCAGGAGAAGUACGCGCCUAGGACAGUGGCAUUACAUAAGUCGGUGGUAUCGACGUUUUCAAAUCCUAGUCAAUCUGAAACACUCAGCUCACAUCUGCUGGUAAGACAGGUCCUCAAAGGGAUCUUUUCUGAGAACCCACCCAAACCAAAAUCUUUGUCCUGGAGAAUAGAUGACCUAUUAAAUUUUUUAAAAGACUAUUCAUUUGAUGAAUACAGCAUAUUCGGAGUGUCACGGCAUACAUGCGUUCUUCUGUUGCUGGCAUCAGGGAGGCGAGUGCACGACCUAACGCUUUUAAGUAUUGGGGAGAACUCUUUUGAAGAUAAUGGUGAAGAAAUUAUAUUUUGGCCAAAGUUUGGCUCUAAAACCGACACCCCCUCUCACAGACAGUCGGGAUGGCUGCUCAAGUCCUCCGAAGAUCAGAUACAACGGCUUAACAUAGUCUUCUGGGUGAAGCGACUAAUAUCGGUGACAAAUACCCGUCGCGUUUCAAAAAAUAUAGAAAGCCUCUUUAUUACAACAAGGGGAGCAGUAAAGAGCGCUUCACGAUCCAUAAUUGCAGGCUGGAUUAGAACCCUAUUUAAAGAGGCAGGUAUAAGUGCAUCUGCGGGUAGUUUCAGGGCUGCAGUAUCAUCGGACAUGUGGUCAAGUAACCUUUUCAAUAUCGAAGAGGUUUUAAAGAGAGGCAACUGGCGAAGCAGAAAUACAUUCAUAAAUUAUUACUUUAAGGAAGUGCCAAAACAACCACGCGUUGUGAGCAAUGCGCUAGUUGAUUCAUUUAUAGCUGUAUAACCAUUUAUAUUGAUUAAGUAAUUAUAAAUUAUGAAAAACAGUACUUAAUAUACUUUUGUUUGCACAUGAUUAAAAAUUAGUAUUAUUCAAUCCCUUUUAUCAAAUCACAGUACGCUUUGGUCAGCGCCGGCAGAAA
Messenger RNA from Pectinophora gossypiella (pink bollworm), 4812 nucleotides. RefSeq lists its product as uncharacterized. Gene Ontology annotation, biological process: DNA integration; DNA recombination. The transcript is spliced from 2 exons. Gene Ontology annotation, molecular function: DNA binding. The record is from RefSeq and is a predicted model, not a curated record. Bases 2223 to 4676 code for a protein of 817 amino acids. Lineage: Eukaryota; Metazoa; Arthropoda; Insecta; Lepidoptera; Gelechiidae.